GUACCUGCAGGCUUUCUUAUCAAUCCUUAUGGAGAUAUGGUUAUUGUCAAGGAUAUUGACUUUGCAAUAAAACCAUACAGUCCAGUUACUUCAACACGCAAUUUUGAAGCAAAGUUUACAGCAGGAGAGUCCUGCAAUUUAAAUGGAAGCAUGUCUCAUGAGCCUAUAGUUCUGUAUAGUGGCCAGGGUUGGAGUGGAUUUUUAGAACUUUAUUUCCUCAAGUUCACUUUCCAGACUAAAACAGGCUAUGGGCUGUUUUUAUCAGGGGAAGUGUAUAACGAGCCUGCGACACCCAAAAUUCCUAUGCUUCAUACGGUAUGUCCGAAAGAAGUGCCUCUGACAGUCAAGUUCACCGACGAAAUAUCACAAUUUGGAGACAUUUCUGGGGGAAAAGGAUCAUCUUUGGGAAAACUGACAAAACUAAGUCGUAAAGAUAAAUCCUUUGUUGUUCCUAAAGGAAUCGUAGUUACAACAUCUGCUUAUGAAGAGUUUUUGACUCCUGACAUACUAAAUGCAGUGAAAAAAUUAGAAAACGUUGCUUAUGGAAACGUUAAGGGAGAUCUAAAAGAAGAGUGCGAAGUUGUUUCCAGGAAUAUUUUGAACACAUCAAUCCAAAACAAAAUUGCUCAGAGUAUACAGGAAAACUUGAAAGUAGUCUUUGGUGACGGAUUUAAAAACUACAAGUUUGCUGUUAGAUCUUCGGCAACAGGUAUUUGAAAGUACUUUAUUGUG
Messenger RNA from Parasteatoda tepidariorum (common house spider), 732 nucleotides. RefSeq lists its product as uncharacterized. NCBI's taxonomy places the organism in Eukaryota, Metazoa, Arthropoda, Arachnida, Araneae, Theridiidae. Gene Ontology annotation, molecular function: kinase activity; ATP binding. The record is from RefSeq and is a predicted model, not a curated record. Gene Ontology annotation, biological process: phosphorylation.